Carlito syrichta (Philippine tarsier) is the source of this 2338-nucleotide messenger RNA. It is a transcript of the gene SPARC, whose product is annotated as secreted protein acidic and cysteine rich. The transcript has 10 exons. Gene Ontology annotation, biological process: anatomical structure development. The coding region runs from base 92 to 1252 and encodes 386 amino acids. NCBI's taxonomy places the organism in Eukaryota, Metazoa, Chordata, Mammalia, Primates, Tarsiidae. Gene Ontology annotation, molecular function: protein binding; calcium ion binding; collagen binding. The record is from RefSeq and is a predicted model, not a curated record.
GCAGCCCCAGAACAGAUGAGGCGAGCAGGGUUGGGGUGUCUGGUCAGAACAGCCCACCGCAAAAGGAGGAGGAAAGAAAUGAAAGACAGAGAUGGCUUUGGCUGUAGGAGAAGGGGGAGGCUGGGGGAAGGAGGAGACAGAGGAGGAGGAGGGACUGUGGGGUGGAGGGGAGCGAGACCCAGCCCAGAGCUCGGAGUGGUUUCCUGUUGCUGUCUCUAAACCCCUCCACAUUCCUGCAGACCUUCAGACUGCCCGGAGCGCGCUGCCUGCCGCCUGCCUGCCACCCAGGGUUCCCAGCACCAUGAGGGCCUGGAUCUUCUUCCUCCUUUGCCUGGCCGGGAGGGCUCUGGCAGCCCCUCAGCAGCAGGAAGCCCUGCCCGAUGAAACAGAGGUGGUGGAGGAAACCGUGGCUGAGGUGGCCGAGGUACCUGUGGGAGCCAACCCUGUCCAGGUGGAAGUAGGAGAAUUUGAUGAAGGUGGCGAGGAUGCCGAAGAGGAAGUGGUGGCUGAAAACCCCUGCCAGAACCACCACUGCAAACACGGCAAAGUCUGCGAGCUGGAUGAGAACAACACCCCCAUGUGUGUGUGCCAGGACCCUACCAGCUGCCCAGCCCCCAUUGGCGAAUUUGAGAAGGUGUGCAGUAAUGACAACAAGACCUUCGACUCCUCCUGCCACUUCUUUGCCACAAAGUGCACCCUGGAGGGCACCAAGAAGGGCCACAAGCUCCACCUGGACUACAUUGGGCCUUGCAAAUACAUCCCCCCCUGCCUGGACUCCGAGCUGACCGAAUUCCCCCUGCGCAUGCGGGACUGGCUCAAGAACGUCCUGGUCACCCUGUACGAGAGGGACGAGGACAACAACCUUCUAACUGAGAAGCAGAAGCUACGUGUGAAGAAGAUCCAUGAGAAUGAGAAGCGCCUGGAGGCAGGAGACCAUCCCGUGGAGCUGCUGGCCCGCGACUUCGAGAAGAACUACAACAUGUACAUCUUCCCCGUGCACUGGCAGUUUGGCCAGCUGGACCAGCACCCCAGUGAUGGGUACCUGUCCCACACUGAACUGGCCCCGCUGCGUGCCCCCCUCAUCCCCAUGGAGCACUGCACCACUCGCUUUUUUGAGACCUGUGACCUGGACCGUGACAAGUACAUCGCCCUGGACGAGUGGGCCGGCUGCUUCGGCAUCAAGGAAGGACAUCGACAAGGAUCUUGUGAUCUAAAUCUGCACCCUCCUCCCGCAGUACCAGAUUCUCUUUGACCCUCCCCUUCCCGUUUCCCCCAAAGUUUAAGAUGUUUGGAUGGUUUGUUGUUCUGCCUGGGGACAAGGUGCUAACAUAGAUUUCAAUGAAUACAUUAACGGUGCUAAAAAUGGAAAUUCUAACCCGAGACAUGACACUCUUAGUUGUAACUUGACUCUCAAGACCUUUUGCUCACCCGUUUGCGGUCCCACUGUUCUCUAGUCUUCGCGGCAUUUGGCCUUCUCUUCCCUGCAUACAGGCGGAAACCGAUCUGCUCAGACUGCUUUUAACACACUUGGCAUCUUCAGACCUUUUCUCUAUUAUUCUGUUUGAAACUAACACUCGCCCAGUCAGACUUUGCAUUAAUUUUAUUUAAGGGUAUCGCGGCCCGUGGGUCCUUCCCCAGGUGGCCUGGAGGUGGGCACAGAAGAGUAACACACGAUGUUGGCAAGGGUGUUUCUGGGACCAGAGCGUCAGGGGCGGGACAGACCCCUACGGAAGCCACCAGCCAAAGCCUGGUGUGCCCAAGGCUGAAACUGAGAGACGGAUUCUGGGGCUGUGUUAGGAGAAGACUGAAAUUCUUGCAUGAGCCCUGCUCUGGCCAUUUCUUCCUUCUCCUUGUUUGUGGCAGCUUCUUUUCACAGAAGGCUGUGUGAUCAGACUUUUAGGAACGUGGCCUGUCAGUCCUCUGGAAGGUAGAGCAGUGACACCACACGGGACUUCUUCCUCCCCAGGUGUCUUGAAAUUCAGGCCUCUUCUCAGGGCCUGGGAGGCGUUUCCACCAAAAAGGCCAAAAUCCAGAGUGAGAUGCAGAAAGUCGUAAGACAGAAAAAGCGGAGUUGGCAAAUCGGUUGUUUCCCCCCUCCAUUUGGUUGACUGUCAUCAGGUUUCUAGCAUGUUCUUGCUUUUCUUCCUUCCCCCCUUUUUCUUCUGUGAAUCAAGAGAAACUUCCGAGUCCAUGGGAUGGUCGGAUCUCACAGGCUGAGAACGCGUCACCUCCAAGCAUUUCAUGAAAAAGCUGCUUCUUAUUAAUCACACGAACUCUCACCAUGAUGGAAAGAGUUUGACAAAUCUAUCAAAAUAAAAAGUAAUGACUUAGAAAUGGC